AUGACUCUCUGCGAUUAUCCAUCACACGAUCCAGAAUGUGACAAUGAUGAUUCACCAAUUGUAGAAGAGGUUCUCGGGAAGUUGGAAGACGUCCCACCAGGAACAAAGAAAACAUUCGAAGUCCGAGACAGAAAAGUUCUUGUUAUCAACGAUGACGGAAAACUAUUCGCCAUCAACGGACUCUGCUCCCAUUACAAUUUCUCAUUGGAAAAUGGAACUUACGCGAAAGGAAGAAUCCGAUGUCCUCUUCAUGGAGCAUGUUUCAAUGUUCGUUCUGGAGACAUUGAAGAUUAUCCUGGAUUCGACAGUCUUCAUUCUUACUCGGUAUCUGUCCAAAAUGGCGAUAUUGUCAUCAAGACAACGGAGAAGAAGCUCGGAUCGGAUAGAAGAAUCCGACACCUUCCAAAGAUGAAAGAAUGCAAUGAUCGUCCAGUUGUUGUCAUUGGAGGCGGAGUCUCUACUGCUACUUUCAUUGAACACUCUAGACUGAAUGGUCUAAUUACUCCAAUUAUUGUCAUUUCUGAGGAAUCUUUCCCACCAUAUGACAGAGUUCUUCUUUCCAAAAAACCAUCAGCAACCGGUGAGGAAAUCCGAUUGAGAAAGGAUGAUGCAUUUUAUGAGGAGAGAAAUGUCAAGUUCCAAUUGAAGACAUCGGUCACAUCAGUGAAUUCGAGCAAGAGGGAAGUCCACUUAUCCAAUGGAGAGACUAUUUUAUACUCGAAAUUGGUUAUUGCAACUGGUGGAAAUGUUAGAAAACUUCAAGUUCCAGGAGCAGAUCUCAAGAAUAUCUGUUAUGUUCGCAAAGUAGAAGACGCCAACCACGUUUCCAAUCUUCACGCCGGAAAGCACGUCGUCUGUGUUGGAUCUUCUUUCAUUGGAAUGGAAAUGGCCUCUUCUUUGGCUGCAAAUGCUGCUUCUGUCACAGUUAUUUCAAAUACUCCUGAACCACUUCCAGUUUUUGGAGCUGACAUCGGAAAAGGAAUUCGUCUGAAAUUUGAAGAGAAAGGAGUCCGGUUCGAGCUCUCUGCUAAUGUGGUUGCUCUCCGUGGAAAUGAUUCUGGAGAAGUCUCGAAAGUGAUUCUCCAAGAUGGAAAAGAAUUGGAUGUUGACUUGUUGGUUUGUGGAAUUGGAGUCUUUCCAGCUACUGAAUUUUUGAAUGGAUCUGGUAUUAAACUGGAUAAGAGAGGAUUUAUUGAGGUCGAUGAGAAGUUCAGAACUAAUAUCAGUUACAUAUUCGCUAUUGGAGAUGCAGUGACUGCUCCAUUACCUCUUUGGGACAUUGAGAGUAUCAAUAUUCAGCAUUUCCAAACUGCUCAAACUCAUGGACAAUACCUUGGUUAUACAAUCGUUGGAAAACCACAACCUGGACCCAUUGUUCCAUAUUUCUGGACUCUUUUCUUCUUUGCAUUCGGUCUGAAGUUCUCCGGUUGCAGUCAAGGAUUCACAAAAGAGUACACUAAUGGAGACCCAGAAGCUGGUAGUUUUGUCAGAUACUUCUUAAAAAAAGACAAAGUGAUUGCUGUGGCAGCAGGCGGACCAUCUCAAGCAACAUCACAGUUCGCUGAGAUUUUCAAGAAGGGAAUUGAGGUCACAUUGAAGGAUUUGAAGAAUAGCAAGGAUCACACAUGGGGACAUCUUCUGUUAUAG
Molecule: messenger RNA, 1647 nt
Organism: Caenorhabditis remanei
Lineage: Eukaryota; Metazoa; Nematoda; Chromadorea; Rhabditida; Rhabditidae
Exons: 8
Coding region: 1-1647 (548 amino acids)
Cellular component (GO): cytoplasm
Molecular function (GO): 2 iron, 2 sulfur cluster binding; oxidoreductase activity, acting on NAD(P)H; flavin adenine dinucleotide binding
Source: RefSeq, a predicted model, not a curated record